This is a messenger RNA of Emericellopsis atlantica, 1410 nucleotides long. RefSeq names its product Dihydropteroate synthase-like protein. Lineage: Eukaryota; Fungi; Ascomycota; Sordariomycetes; Hypocreales; Bionectriaceae. Bases 1 to 1410 code for a protein of 469 amino acids. The record is from RefSeq and is a predicted model, not a curated record. Gene Ontology annotation, cellular component: mitochondrial envelope. The transcript is spliced from 3 exons. Gene Ontology annotation, molecular function: dihydropteroate synthase activity; 2-amino-4-hydroxy-6-hydroxymethyldihydropteridine diphosphokinase activity. Gene Ontology annotation, biological process: tetrahydrofolate biosynthetic process.
AUGGGGUCUUUCGCUCGAUCUUAUGCGUGCGGAUGCCAGGCAGCAAGACCAACCAAGAAGACGGCGUAUAUUGCCCUGGGAAGCAAUCUCGGGGACCGCGUUGCAGAGAUAGAAAAAGCAUGUCAUCUCAUGGACAAGCGCGGCAUUCGCGUCACGAGGACAAGCAGUCUCUACGAGACCGAGCCCAUGUAUGUCAAAGAGCAGGACCGCUUUGUCAAUGGGGCAUGCGAGGUUGAGACCGAUUUGACACCGCUGGAGCUUCUCGACCAGCUCCAGGCCAUCGAGAAUGAGAUGGGUCGCCACAAGGUCAUCGAUAAAGGGCCCCGGAACAUUGACCUUGAUGUCCUCCUUUACGGCGAUGAAACGUUUACGCAUGAGCGCCUCAACAUUCCGCACAUUGGCAUCCGCGAACGUGAAUUCGUCUUGAGACCGUUAGCAGAGAUUGCUGCGUCGAAAUCAUUGGAACCCUCCCGACCAUGGAAGCUCAUCCAGGAUUACCUCAACGAGCUCCCGCGUGGCGAGUCCUUGUCAUCUCUAACACCUCUGUCCCCUUCAUCACCCCCGUUGACGCCGGCACUGCCUCGCAAGACCACCCAGGUCAUGGCGAUUCUGAACCUGACCCCCGACUCGUUCUCCGAUGGGGGACUCCAUGAUCCGCAAUCGCUGGUCGAAACCGUCCGCCGGUUCGUUCGCGACGGGGCGUCCAUCAUCGACAUUGGCGGACAAUCCACUGCACCGAACCGCCCACAAGCGUCGGCAGAAGAGGAGCUGGCGCGCAUCUUGCCGUCGAUCGAGGUCAUUCGCUCCAUGCCGGAAGCUCGAGACCUUGUGAUUAGUAUCGACACCUACCGUGCCUCGGUGGCGGAGAAGGCACUGGCGGCGGGUGCGGAUAUCAUUAAUGAUGUGUCCGCGGGCACACUGGACCCAGACAUGCUGCCCACGGUCGCAAGGCUGGGCAAGACCAUCUGCCUCAUGCACAUGCGCGGGACGCCCGAGACGAUGAAUAAGCUCACCUCCUAUCCCGAUGGUCUGAUUCCCACCUUGGCCUCUGAACUGGCCGCGCGCGUGGCGGCUGCGGAAGCUGCUGGUAUUCGUCGAUGGCGCAUCAUCCUCGACCCGGGUGUCGGCUUCGCCAAGACCAUGGAGCAGAACCUCGAGAUCCUCCGUCGUAUGGACGACUUGCGGCACUGGCCUGGCCUUGAGAACCUGCCUUGGCUCGUGGGGACCAGUCGCAAGAAGUUCAUUGGCAGGGUCACCGGCGUCGACAAGCCCUCGGAGAGGACCUGGGGCACGGCGGCCACGGUGGCGGCGGCGGUCCAGGGAGGCGCGGACGUGGUUCGUGUGCACGAUGUCGCCGAGAUGACCGCCGUGACCAAGAUGGCUGAUGCUAUUUGGAGGCGACUACCUUAG